AACACAGAAGAUGUCAAGGAAACCAAAAGAAGAAUAUUAUCGGUUCUUCGCUGUUAGCGACCCUCGGACCCACGAGAAGGGACACACGGAGUACAAAGUGACAGCGAGGUUUGUAUCUAAAAGCCAUCCAGAGGAUGUGAAGGAGGUGGUGGUGUGGAGGAGGUUCUCUGAGCUGAAGAAGCUCCAUGGAGAGCUGGCCUUCACACACAGGAAUCUGUUCAGGCGACAGGAGGAGUUCCCCCCUUUUCCACGUGCACAGGUCUUUGGGAGGUUUGAUGAGGCUGUGAUUGAGGAGAGGAGGAAGGCAGCCGAGGCCAUGCUUCAGUUCACCACCAGCAUACCGGCGCUCUACAACAGCCCACAGUUAAAGGACUUCUUCAGAGGGGGUGAAGUCACGAGGCCCCUGGAUCCCUCCCCUCUGUCCUCAGCCGGGCCUCUGCCUCCCCCUCUCAUUCCUCUACCCAAGCGGAGGUCUUCAGACUGUGAUCCCGCUGAGGAGGAAGAGGGCAGGGAGGCCCCCACUCUACCCCAAGAUCUGGGCACCAAUUUGAGCUUAGAGCUGGGGGAGCCAGAGGUGGCAGCUGAGGCCUACAUUGAGAUCGGAGGAACUCCCAAAGAAGAAGAGGAACUCAGUGACACAGAAGUGGAUGAGCGAGCCGGAUCUCUGGACAGAUCUUCACCGAGACACCACCUAUCAGAAGGAGCCCAGGAGGAGUUUGAUUCCCUGUUUGACUCUGACGUAGAAGAGAGCGUCCCAUCACCAAAGGAGGAGGGCCCCCCGCCUCUGUCGGAAAACGACUUGGCUGUUUUUGACCCCUGCUACACACAAGAUACAACAGGAUUCACCUCCGAUCACUCAGAGCUGUUCUCCCUGCCACCAGCCAGCCUGAAUGGGGGGGACGGGGGAUACCUGAGCCAAGCAGCCAAUGAGCUGCAGGCCGCCAUGGAGAGGGAGAAGGAGGGCGAGUUCAGCGGCGCCAUUCGUGGAUACAGGACGGCUGUGGAUAUCCUGAUCACUGGAGUGCAAGGAGAACUGGAUCCAGCUCGGAGGGAGUUGGUGAUGAGGAGGACGGCUCAGUACCUGAAGCACGCCGAGAUGCUGGUGGAACAGCACUCCUCAACUGCUCCCACACCUCCCAAACAGGCCCCGUAGACACACGGUGGGACAAGAGGGGGAGACGCUCAGGGUGGUGGCGUACAUGCCGCACGUACACACCAGAAUGCACACUAAAGUUGGACAGCACAUCCUGAAGAAGCCAGAGUGCGGCUCAGAGGAACACUCCAGAGGGAACGCGUUCACACCGGAUCACCACAGCCUUAAAGUGAAAAAUGUGCGGCUUUACUGAUGUGACCAAUUUAAACUGACCUAUAAAGAGUCCUUCUGUAUAACAGUCAUGUCUCUGUUCAUUAGUGGUUUGCGUUUUGCACAAUGUUUUGUAAAUAAAACUGAUUUAAAUUUA
Messenger RNA from Oryzias melastigma (Indian medaka), 1460 nucleotides. RefSeq names its product sorting nexin 15 (gene snx15). Lineage: Eukaryota; Metazoa; Chordata; Actinopteri; Beloniformes; Adrianichthyidae. Gene Ontology annotation, molecular function: phosphatidylinositol binding. The record is from RefSeq and is a predicted model, not a curated record.